Eimeria tenella is the source of this 2355-nucleotide messenger RNA. Its product is annotated as Rhoptry kinase family protein ROP21, putative. Gene Ontology annotation, molecular function: ATP binding; protein serine/threonine kinase activity. Lineage: Eukaryota; Apicomplexa; Conoidasida; Eucoccidiorida; Eimeriidae. Bases 1 to 2355 code for a protein of 784 amino acids. Gene Ontology annotation, biological process: protein phosphorylation; intracellular signal transduction. The record is from RefSeq and is a predicted model, not a curated record. Gene Ontology annotation, cellular component: cytoplasm. The transcript is spliced from 10 exons.
AUGGGGGCCCCCAGCCCUGCUGCUGCCCAUCUUGUCUUAACUGCUGCGCUGCUGGGGUUUUGUCUUCUGCUGUGGCUGGCGCUGCCGCAGCUGUGGCUGGGGGCCCUCCAGCUAUCCUUUGGGGGCCCCCCUUCCCACCGGGGGGCCCCCCCGGACCCGGGGCCCCUGGGGCCCCCGGGGCCCCCGGGGCCCCCGGGGGCCCCCGAGGACCUGGGGGCCCCUGGGGGCCCCCAUGAGGACUUGGGGCCCAGUCUUUUGUCUCAGAUUGAGGACUUGUUGGAUAUGUCUUUGGCGGACCGCAUCAAAGCAGCAGCAGCAGGUCAAGGGUACUUGGGGGCCCCCGGGGGCCCCGGGGGCCCCUUUUCUUUGCUGCCCCCCGACUUCACCUUCUGGGGCGCGGGGCUGCAGCACUUGGGGCCCCUGGGGGCCCUGGGGCCCCUGGGGCCCCUGGGGCCCCUGGGGGCCCCCCUCCAGGGGGCCCCCCUGGGGCCGCUGCAGGCGCUGCUGCAGCAGCAGCAACCUCCAGAGGAGGGGCCCCCCGAGGGGGGCCCCCCCGGGGAAGGUUCUGAGGAGGCCCUGGACGACAGCACCUACGGGGAAGACCUUUUCUGGGGCCCGGGGGGGGCCCCCUUGGGGUCCCCCGGGGGGCCCCCCGAGGGGCCCCCCGGGGGGGCCCCCGAGGAGGGGGGGGCCCCCCUGCUGGCAGCUGGGGCUGAAGAAAGACGCCUAGCUGAUGAGAAGUACCCUCGGCUUGGGUCUCCCCCAAGGGGGGCCCCCCGGGGCCUGGGCCUGGGGGGGGCCCCCAGCCCAGUACCCUACAACGGGGAGGGCCUCAUGGGGCCCCAGCUGCAGCAGCACCUGCAGGGGCCCUCAGCCCAGCAGCAGCAGCAGCAGCAGGCGGAGCAGCAGCAGGACGAACUGCAAAGUGUGUACGGCCCGGCGCUGCCAAACGCAGGGGGGGCCCCCCAGGGGGCCCCCCCGAGCCCAGUCCGGGGCCCCUCCCAGGCCGGGGCUGCCGCUUCCCAGGGCCAGGUGCUCCCCCAGGGGGCCCCCCAGGGGCCCCACCAGGGGGGCCCCCAGGGGCCGUUUCAGGGGGGCCCCCAGGGGGGCCCCCAGGGGCCCCUGCCGUACGGGCCGCGGGGCCCCAGGGCCCCCCACGAGUUCUACGCAGAGAGCAAAAGGGCCCCCCAGGUGAGGGGCCUGCGGUGGUCGCCGGACCCGCGGGUGCUGCAGCCGGAGCUGCUGAAGGAGUUGGUGAGGGAAACGGUGCCCCCGGAGCUUUCCAAAGAAAGGGCGCUCUGGAGGGACGCAUACGGCUUCAACAAAGAAGUAGUUGUGACAAGUGCCGCCAGGCGGGGCGGGCGAAUGCGAAUAAUGUUUUUGGACGUUUUGGGCGCAGGGGGCAUAGGCGUGGUUUUGUCGGCAGUGGACCUCUCCAGCAAGCGGCGGAUAGCAGUCAAAGUCUGCAGGCUGCGCAGCCGCAGCAGAAGGGGCCCCCAGUAUGACCAAGAUGUGCUGAAGCGGAGAGUGCAGCAGGAGAUUUCCCUGUGGAAAUAUGUGCCCCCAGCCCUCGACGUGCAGCAGUGGUCUCAAAUAUCCCAAGUGGUGAUGCCUUUGGACUUGAUAGAGCCCAUAGAAAAGAUAAUCCACACAGACACAGAAAGCAGCAUUUACUCCCAGGAGUGGGUUGUCUUCGACGUAUUCCCCGGGGACCUUUUGAGCAUCAGCGAAGUUUGGAAAGGCCGAAUGCCUGUGCGCAUAGAAGUCGCCAAGCAAGUCAUGUACGCCACGAUGAGUUUGCAUGCAAUGGGCCUCGUGCACUCCGACAUAAAAGCCCCAAACUUUUUCGUCCACCACGACGGCAGAAUUUACUUGGGAGACAACGGGCUCUGCACGCCGGCGAACCAGAACACGGAGUGUCUGAACGGGACGCGGCGGUACUUGCCGCCGGAAAACAUGCGUUGUCAACUUUACGAAAAAAGAAAAAUUUUAACUUCCGAAAGAAAAGACUCUUGGGCCUUGGGAGUUUUGCUGUUCCACCUUUUCUGCAAGGCCCUCCCCUUCGACGUCUGGCCCGGAGACCUCGCAGCGGCCAUAGGGAAUGUAACAAGAGACGAUUUGGACUUCACCGGCUGCCACCCGGACACCCCAAUCCUCAUUUUGGGUUUGAUUCGCCUGCUGCUCACGCCAGCAGUCACCCUCCGCCCCACACUGCGCGACCUUUACCUCCAGUACCCUCUUUUUGGCCUCAGCAGCGAAGCAAUAGCCAAGGGCCCCAAGUUAAGAGAUGUGCGCGAGGCUGCGCUCCUUGCCCAGCCCUCUUUGGCCUCUUUUCUCCCACAAACCCACCCCUGA